AUGGAAAAAGAACUGGAAAAAUACCGCGCUAGUCGAGCUGAAAAGUACAGGGAGACCAAAAAAAUCUUAUGGAGACCCUCUUUUUCUGUUCAAGGUUUGGGAUUCAGCAGAUUAAGGUCAUGGUUUCAGAGCCAUCCAGUUGAUCAUCGGGAUGAGGAAGUUUUGCCUUGGUUUAUUUUGUUCUUGAAAGUUCUCUUCUGGAUCUUACUAUGGGGUUUCUUUAUUCAGAUAGAGUUUGGAACCGUGUUUUUCUUUCUUUCAAUGUUUUAUUGGGUUUAUUCAAGCAUGCAAGCCAACAGCAGAAAACCGUGGGAACCCAGCGCUUAUUCUGUGUUCAACGAGAACUGUGAAGCCAUCGACGGAACUCUGAAUGCAGAGCAGUUUGAACGAGAAUUGAAAUUUGGAGCUGGAGCAGUUUCAGCUAAUUAA
This is a messenger RNA of Pocillopora meandrina, 429 nucleotides long. Lineage: Eukaryota; Metazoa; Cnidaria; Anthozoa; Scleractinia; Pocilloporidae. The record is from the annotation of a GenBank genome assembly.